AUAUGUAGGUACUGUGUAUGUAGGGGUGUAUGUACAACUUAGGUACUAUUAUGUACCUACAUAGUGUUAACUAACAUUCAUCCAACCAUUUCCCAUUUCAACAACAUCAUAUCACCAAUCAUCCGUCGCCGGAAACCAAACUCAUUGUCGCCUCCAUCGAUAUUAUAUUGAUCACGCUUUCCUUUUUCUUUUCUUUCUCUUUUCCUACUUCUAUUUCUUUGCGACGAAAGUAAUACUGGUCAACAUCCCCCUCUUUUUAUCGUUACCAUUAUCAUUACCAUCUAUCAUCUACCGUCGUAUCAGGCCAUCAAUUACUACGUAGUUAUCGCCUCAAUUCACGUCCACCUCCAAACAUGGCCGACUCAGCCGAGGGUAACUCUGACCCUCAGGUCACCUUCAAGGUGAAGACAUCGGGUGACACUCAGCACACCAUCACUAUUUCCGAGACUGCCACCGUCAACGAUCUGAAAACCAAGCUUGCUGGUGCCGAGUUCGAGAAUAUUCCUGUCGAUCGACAACGUUUGAUCUAUUCUGGUCGUGUUAUGAAGAAUGAGGAGCCUUUGAGCACCUACAAGAUCAAGAAUGGCAACACUGUUCAUCUAGUCAAGAGCGCUGCUAGCAACCCAACCCCUGCCGCGACCUCUUCGUCGACAUCAUCUACUACACCCGCUGCUCCUCAGAUUCCCCAUAACAUGGCUGCCGGUACCGCAAACAACCCCCUCGCUGGUUUGACUGGCGCACGAUAUGCCGGCCUGACCGGUCUUCCUUCGGCAGAUAUGUUUGGACCCGAUGGAGGAAUGGUCGGUUCUAUGAUGGACGAGGACCAGCUAGCUAAUAUGCUUAGCAACCCGCAUGUAGCCCAGCAGAUGAACGAGAUGAUGAACAACGACACAUUCAUUGACAUGAUGAUUCAAUCGAACCCAAUGCUGCGAAAUAACCCUAACGCUCGUGACAUCGUGCGAUCACCUCUUUUCCGUCAAAUGAUGACUAGCCCCGAUGCCUUGCGAGGUGCUGCCAGAUUGCAGCGAGCUAUGGGUGGUCGUCAAGCAGCACAGAAUGCGUUUCCCAUGCCCGGUGUGACUGACAAUACUCCCGGUGACGCGGCUGCAGGAGGCAACACUAGCGACGGCAGUGGCCAACCCACUGGCGCAUCUCCUGGCCAACCUCCAGCAGGCGCAUACAACCCAUUUGACCCAACUACCUGGAGCAACAUCAAUGUUCCUGGUGCUGCUGGCGGUAACGCUGCUAGUAACCCAUUUGGUGCUUUCUUUAACCCCUUUGGCGUAGGCCAACCGGGUCAGGCUGCACCUACCUCAGGCGCAACUCCAGCAGCAAGCGGCGCACAGGCCGAGGGUGGCGGUGUCAAUACCAGCCAGGGUACAGGAGCUAGCACCCAGAGCCCUUCAAGCCCCCCUCCGAACCCAUUUGCCAGCCUGUUCGGUGCUUCGGGUCCUUUUGGAGCACCGGGAGCAGCAGGAGCCGACCCUACAGCUGCGGCUGGACUUGGAGCUGGAGCAAACCCGUUCGGUGGCGCUGCUGGCAUGUCACCCGAGCUUCUGCAGCAAAUGAUGCAGAUGCUAGGUGUAGGAUCGCCGGCCGGCUCCCCGGCCCCACAAGAUAACCGCCCCCCAGAGGAACGCUGGUCGGAACAGCUGCUACAAUUGAACGAGAUGGGCUUCUAUGAUUUCGAUCGAAAUGUUGAGGCGCUACGACGAAGCGGGGGCAGUAUACAAGGAGCGAUCGAGUAUCUGCUGAGUUCGUAAUGAAGCUGUGGAAUGGCUCCUUCGUCUUACUACUUUUCCGUGUCUCACGUGCGAAGGAUGAUUAUUCAGGAGUCUAUUAAAGUAUGCGAUUUGGCAUGUGUGGCGAACACACUCGUCAUGAAGAAAGAAAAAAUCAAGCAAGUAGGCUGGACAACCAAUUGGUUUGACGAAGUAAGAUGCUGUGGAUGACAUGAUGAUGAAAUAUCCCUUCCUAGGCAAGUCUCCUUGCCGAUUCAACGGGGGCUCGGUCAGGCUUUUUACCCACACAUGAGAUUAUGGACAGGAGGGGCUUCUUCUCUACGUUUGUAACUUUCUAUAAUAGUAAGAGAGGCAAAGCAAUCAACUACAUUGUUAUACCGUACCUAUGAUAUGUGUCAUUGGUUGUUGUAUUAAUGCUAAAAGACUAGUCAGCUUGUGUGGAUCGUACUACGUUAAGUAGGUAGGUAGGUAAUCAUAAAUUGAUGCUUAAG
Hypoxylon fragiforme is the source of this 2233-nucleotide messenger RNA. Its product is annotated as ubiquitin-domain-containing protein. Gene Ontology annotation, biological process: ubiquitin-dependent protein catabolic process. Gene Ontology annotation, cellular component: cytosol. The record is from RefSeq and is a predicted model, not a curated record. NCBI's taxonomy places the organism in Eukaryota, Fungi, Ascomycota, Sordariomycetes, Xylariales, Hypoxylaceae. Gene Ontology annotation, molecular function: polyubiquitin modification-dependent protein binding. Bases 354 to 1763 code for a protein of 469 amino acids. The transcript is spliced from 3 exons.